This is a messenger RNA of Colletotrichum phormii, 2252 nucleotides long. Its product is annotated as major facilitator superfamily transporter. Lineage: Eukaryota; Fungi; Ascomycota; Sordariomycetes; Glomerellales; Glomerellaceae. The transcript is spliced from 4 exons. Gene Ontology annotation, molecular function: transmembrane transporter activity. Gene Ontology annotation, biological process: transmembrane transport. The record is from RefSeq and is a predicted model, not a curated record. Gene Ontology annotation, cellular component: membrane. Bases 1 to 1791 code for a protein of 596 amino acids.
AUGCUGCGCUCCAUCAUCCGGCGCCUGGCGUCGGACCAGCCCGAGUCCGUCAACGACUACAUUGGCGUCGUAGUCCCGCUCGAGGAAGCUCACCUGCAUAGCCACUCGGCCCGGACUGGAAAAUGCGAAUUCGAGGAACGGCCGAGUGACAACGACGACGACGACGAUGCAGAGGAUGACGGCAAGGACCAGAGUGAGAGCGCGGGGAUGCUGGAGAUGAGCGCUGCCGAGUACACCAUUGAGGGUCUGAGGAAAGAGGUUAGGAGAGGUGGACAGGGGCGGUGGACUGAGUACGAGUUGAAGUCGAAGCUUAUCAACAAGGCCAUCCAGGAUAUAGGCAUGGGGCGGUAUAACUGGCAGCUCUUUGUCCUUUGUGGAUUUGGCUGGUUCGCGGAUAAUUUGUGGAUGCACGGUGUUGCGCUCACACUGCCGUCUCUUUCUGCAGAAUUUGGCAUUUCAGAACAACGUGUACGCUACACAACGUCGUCCAUCUUCCUCGGGCUCUGCUUCGGCUCCUUCAUCUGGGGCAUCGGCUCUGAUGUCCUCGGUCGCCGCAUCGCCUUCAACCUCACUCUGCUCAUCACCGGGGUCUUUGGUAUCCUGUUGGCUUUCGCACCGACGUGGGGCUGGGUGAACUUUCUCUUCGCGGCUCUCGGCUUCGGUGUAGGCGGGAAUCUGCCAGUGGAUGGCGCGUUGUUCCUCGAGUUCUUGCCGGAUGCGUCGAGCAGUCUGCUGACAUUGCUAUCGGUGUGGUGGCCGGUCGGGCAGCUGUCUUCGUCGCUGGCGGCGUGGUAUUUCAUUGCCAACUGGCCUCCCGAACAGGGAUGGCGAAGAUUCGUUCUAACGAUUGGGUUGAUUACGUUCAUCAUGUUUGUCGUGCGGUUCUUCGUCUUCCGCCUGUUUGAGUCUCCAAAGUUCUUGCUCUCGAAGGGGCGUCAAUCCGAAGCUAUUGCCGUCGUACAUGGUAUCGCCUCUCGCAACGGCGCAAAGACUUGGUUGACCGAGGAGAUCUUGGAUGCCGUCGUUGAUGGCGUGACUGAUGAGGAUGAGGAACAUUCAAGAGGUGGCCGCUCAGGUGUGUUCCGCAGCUCGGGGGUCGCCGCGAACGCUCUCCGCGAGAGGAUGAAGGCCUUUUCCGCGGACCGGCUUCGACCCCUCUUCAAGACUCGGACCCUUGGCCUCGCCACUGUUGUGGUCUGGUUCGUCUGGGCGACGAUUGGCAUGGGCUAUCCCCUCUUCAACGCCUUUCUCCCACAGUACCUCUCCCAUGGCGGUGCCGCCCCUCCGCCUGAGGACUCCCCAGACGCAGGAGUUACACCAAUCACGCCAGACACAUACCGAACCUACGCAAUCACCUCUGCCGUCGGCGUGCCAGGCAGCCUGUUGGCAGCCUACCUAGUCGACCAGAAGUCCCCCUGGCUCGGGCGCCGCGGCACGCUCGCCUGUUCGUCCUUUGUCUCGGCCAUCUUCCUCUUCAUGUUUGUAAAGUUUGGUACCUCGCCCGCCUCGCAGCUGUUCUUCUCCUGCGUCGAGGCCUUCUCCCAAAAUAUCAUGUACGGCGUGCUCUACGCCUUCACGCCAGAGAUCUUCCCCGCGCCGGUGCGUGGGGCCGGAACGGGCGUGGCGAGCUUCUUGAACAGGGCGAUGGGGCUUUUGGCGCCGUUGCUGGCGGCGAGCAUGCCAGGGGAUGGGGUCACGACGCCGAUUUAUCUGUCAGGGGCGUUGAUUUUGGCUGCAUUUGUCGGGAUGUGCCUGAUUCCCAUCGAGACGAGAGGUCGGCAAAGGUUGUGAUUAUUGUACUAUCUAACAAUAGAGCCCGAUGCCUAAAACUUUUUUAUUUGUCAAGAGUCCAUGAUUUUUUUCUAUUUUAUGGUAGCCGUGUGCUCUGGCUACAUUGCCUUCCCGAGGAACUCAACAAUGAGUCGGCUCAGUUCUGAAGGAGACUUCGUGCGGAGAUGGGAAAGGAUGGAAGACCAUGAGCCUGCCAACGUACCUACAUAUCCAGUAUCCUGAACCGGCAGUUUCCUCGUUGGUUCCCAGCAACCUGCCCCAUGCUUGCCACAAGCCGAUUGCUCUUCCCUUAAUUCGAGAUGACUGUGGGUUGCCCGUCUAAUCAUUCUGGAUGGAUCGAUCCAAGCCAUGUCCCCAUCAACAUCCUAGCAUCCUGGGUAACCAACUAAAGCAGAAGAGGCGCACAGGAUUCUCUCUAUUCAAUUUAAAUCAUCCUGAUUAUCCUGCACUCUUCUUAGUCC